This is a messenger RNA of Tupaia belangeri chinensis (Chinese tree shrew), 1132 nucleotides long. It is a transcript of the gene AIMP2, whose product is annotated as aminoacyl tRNA synthetase complex interacting multifunctional protein 2. The coding region runs from base 30 to 992 and encodes 320 amino acids. The transcript has 4 exons. Lineage: Eukaryota; Metazoa; Chordata; Mammalia; Scandentia; Tupaiidae. The record is from RefSeq and is a predicted model, not a curated record. Gene Ontology annotation, cellular component: aminoacyl-tRNA synthetase multienzyme complex.
UCGUCACCUUUCUUCCUUUGCUUAUCGCCAUGCCGAUGUACCAGGUAAAGCCCUAUCACGGGGGCGAUGUGCCUCUUCGUGUGGAGCUUCCCACCUGCAUGUACCGGCUCCCCAAUGUGCACAGCAGGACCGACGGCCCGGUGCCCAACGCGGGCCACGUGCAGGAAGAAUGUAAUCCGUCUCUGCAAGCUUUGGAGUCCCGCCAAGAUGAUAUUUUGAAACGUUUAUAUGAGUUGAAAGCUGCAGUUGAUGGCCUCUCCAAGAUGAUUCAAACACCCGAUGCAGACUUAGAUGUAACUAACAUAAUUCAAGCAGAUGAACCCACUCCUUUGACAACCAAUGCGUUGGACUUGAACUCAGUACUUGGAAAGGAUUAUGGGGCACUGAAGGACAUCGUGAUCAAUGCAAACCCAGCCUCCCCUCCCCUCUCUCUGCUCGUGCUGCACCAGCUGCUCUGUGACCACUACAGGGUCCUGUCCACCGUACACACACACUCCUCAGUGAAGAAUGUGCCUGAAAACCUUCUCAAGUGCUUUGGAGAACAGACUAAAAAACAGCCCCGUCAGGAGUAUCAACUGGGUUUUACUUUAAUUUGGAAGAAUGUGCCGAAGACACAGAUGAAGUUCAGUGUCCAGACGAUGUGCCCCAUUGAAGGAGAAGGGAACAUUGCCCGUUUCUUAUUCUCUCUGUUUGGCCAGAAGCAUAAUGCUGUAAAUUUAACCCUCAUUGAUAGCUGGGUAGACAUUGCUAUUUUUCAGCUAAAAGAGGGAAGUAGUAAAGAAAAAGCUGCAGUUUUCCGUUCCAUGAACUCUGCUCUUGGGAAAAGCCCUUGGAUCGUUGGGAACGAACUAACUGUGGCAGAUGUGGUGCUGUGGUCAGUACUCCAGCAGUCUGGAGGUUGCAGUGCACCAGUGCCAGCCAAUGUUCAGAGGUGGAUGCGGUCAUGUGAAAACCUGGCCCCUUUUAAUACUGCCCUCAAGCUCCUUAAGUGAAUUUCAAUAACUGAUUUUAAAGAGUUUAGACUUGAAGAAUAAUACUGUUUUGUGCCUAUUGUCUGUAAAGGGACUUAUAUUAGAAUCAAAGUCUUUUUAUUUAGGCCAAUUGUCAAGUAUCAAUAAAAUAUGAUAUAAUU